UGCGUAACAAGAUAUUUCAACUCAGAAGAUUUCCUAACAUUUUCGCCAUGGCACCGCCACAAAACGGAUCUAACCUAACGGGGAACUUUACAAACCAGUUCGUGCAGCCGCCGUGGCGCGUCGCGCUCUGGUCGGUGGCUUACAGCUCCAUCCUUGCGGUCGCGGUGUUCGGGAAUCUCAUCGUGAUGUGGAUCAUUCUGGCGCACAAGAGGAUGCGAACUGUCACCAAUUACUUUCUGCUCAACCUGGCGUUUUCUGACGCGUCGAUGGCAGCCUUUAAUACUUUGAUUAAUUUUGUUUAUGCCACGCACGGUGACUGGUACUUUGGAGAAUCCUACUGCAAAUUUCACAACUUUUUCCCUGUCACAUCCGUGUUUGCGAGCAUUUACUCUAUGAGUGCCAUAGCUGUCGACAGGUAUAUGGCCAUUAUUCAUCCCCUGAAACCACGUUUCUCUGCCACAGCCACUAAGGUGGUCAUUGUGUGUAUCUGGGUGCUGGCGGUGGUUUUGGCCUUUCCCCUCUGUUUCUUUUCAACCAUCAAAAAAUUACCCAGGCGGACCCUUUGCUACGUUGCCUGGCCCAGACCUGCAGAGGACCCUUUCAUGUAUCAUAUCAUAGUGGCAGUGCUGGUAUACAUUCUGCCCCUUGUGGUGAUGGGUAUUACCUACACUGUUGUUGGAUCGACACUGUGGGGAGGAGGGAUACCUGGUGACUCAUCGGACAACUACCAGGGCCAACUCCGAGCCAAACGGAAGGUGGUAAAAAUGAUGAUUAUCGUGGUGGUGACCUUUGCCAUCUGCUGGUUGCCAUACCACGUAUAUUUCCUUGUUACUGGCCUGAACAAGCAACUGGUUAGAUGGAAGUUCAUUCAGCAGAUCUACUUGUCAGUCAUGUGGCUUGCCAUGAGCUCCACCAUGUACAACCCCAUUAUCUACUGCUGCCUGAAUAGCAGGUUCCGGGCCGGCUUUAAACGGGUUUUCCGCUGGUGCCCGUUUGUGCAAGUGUCUGACUAUGAUGAGAUCGAGCUCCGAGCCAUGCGGCUUAAAGUAGCACGUCAGAGCAGCAUGUACACACUUUCGCGAAUGGAGACCACCGUUGUCGCUGUGUGCGACCCCUCAGAGCCUUCCGCCCACCCUGCCAGGAAGAGUCUUCACAACCACCAGCACAACGGAUGCUCUAACCCUGCCAAGAGCAAAGAAGUGACAUAUACACAAAUUGACCCGAAGGAGGAAUUCUGCUGAGAAGGACUUUGAUGUGAGGAACGCCAGCUGUGGCCCCACAGAUAAAAACAUAUUUUUCCAAUGUUCAUGUGCACAUUGCAAAUACUGCAUAUAUAUUAGUGAUUCUGCAUGGAUAAUAGACUUUUUAAAAGUAUUUUUAUUUUUGAAAUCAUUUCAAAUCCUUUAUGUGCACUUUUGUGACACAUUGUAUCCUUGUCUUGGGAAAACUGUAAGGAUAAGGAACAAGGAUUUUCCAAGGAUGUGUCCAUAAUGGAAGUAGUCAUUAAUUUUUUUUUUUUUUUUUUUUUUUUAAGAAAGAAGAUUUUAUGUAUUAGUGCCAUUGUUUUAAAGUAAUACAAUGUAAUAUACAUAUGUAGUGGGGUUCAAAAGUCUUAAGCCACAUUGAACAUUUAGGAUUCAAAAUAAGCAUUAUGGUGUAAAAUGAAGAGGAAUACUAAUGUUGACUUCAAAUGGACCUGGGAAGCUCGUACCUCACAUUGUCACACAUUCAAGUGAGAAACAGAAUACGGAAGAAGCCCAAAUUAAACAAAUGCACAAUGAACGAUGGCAAAAGCUCUUUUUCUGUUGUACCGGCUCUUUUAAAUAAGUGAAAUAAUUUGGAUGAAGUGAUAUGGAACCGUUACGUGGUCAAGAAUAGGAAAUACUUCAUAGCUGUGCAUUUACUAAAAAAUAAUUGCACACCUUAGAAAGUAUGUCAUACAAUCAGAAUCAAGCAUUC
Myxocyprinus asiaticus (Chinese sucker) is the source of this 1959-nucleotide messenger RNA. RefSeq names its product tachykinin receptor 3a (gene tacr3a). The coding region runs from base 48 to 1241 and encodes 397 amino acids. NCBI's taxonomy places the organism in Eukaryota, Metazoa, Chordata, Actinopteri, Cypriniformes, Catostomidae. The transcript has 6 exons. The record is from RefSeq and is a predicted model, not a curated record. Gene Ontology annotation, molecular function: tachykinin receptor activity. Gene Ontology annotation, biological process: positive regulation of flagellated sperm motility; G protein-coupled receptor signaling pathway. Gene Ontology annotation, cellular component: plasma membrane; sperm midpiece.